Molecule: messenger RNA, 6758 nt
Organism: Oryza sativa Japonica Group (Japanese rice)
Lineage: Eukaryota; Viridiplantae; Streptophyta; Magnoliopsida; Poales; Poaceae
Product: TATA-binding protein-associated factor BTAF1
Molecular function (GO): ATP binding; DNA binding; TBP-class protein binding
Source: RefSeq, a predicted model, not a curated record
CCUCAAGAGGAGGAAAGGAUCGACCCCGACCCGACCCGAAGUCCCGACCCCAACCAGAGAGAGGCGCGCGCGUGCGGGUGCGGUGCGGUGCGGAUCGGAUCGGAUUGGGCCGAGUCCCCGACCCCACACCACACACCCCCUCCUCUCCCCGUCCGCGAGGGCUCCGGCCUCUCCUCCCUCCCGCGAUCCCCUUCCCCUCCGCCUCUCGCCGCCGCGCCGCGCCUCGCCGCGCCUCCAGCCAUCGCCGUCGACCGCGCGCGCGCGCGAGAGAGCGGCUGUACGCGAUUCACAUGUGCGGUCUGCCAGUCUGCGUCAGCUAUGGCACAGAGUUCGUCCCGGCUUCACCGCCUGCUCACAUUGCUAGACACUGGUUCCACGCAAGCGACAAGGUUCGCUGCUGCACGGCAAAUUGGAGAAAUUGCCAAGUCCCACCCCCAGGAGCUAAAUGUCUUACUCAAAAAGGUUUCUCCAUAUUUACGUAGUAAGAAUUGGGACACAAGGGUCGCAGCAGCCCAUGCGAUUGGUGCCAUAGCAGAGAACGUCAAACACACAUCGGUGAAAGACUUGUUCGCAUCUGCAGAAGCAGAAAAACAUGCUUCUGGGUUGUCUGGAAUUGGUGAUGUUGGGUCAACGUUGCGGCAUGCUGAUACUACUGCAACAUCUGAGCUUGCUUUUGGAAGCUUCGAUAUAAACAGGGUGUUGGAAUUUGGAUCUCCUUUAUUGGCAUCAGGUGGACAGGAAUAUGACAUUGCAAAUGAUAACGGCAAAAAUCCAGCAGAGCGUUUAGCUCGCCAAAAGCAAAAUCUCCGGCGUCGUUUAGGUCUGGAUGUAUGUGAGCAGUUCAUGGAUUUCAAUGAUGUUAUCAAAGACGAGGACCUUCUUGCCCAAAAGAAUUAUUGGGGUGCAAAUAUGCAAAACAAUGGAUUCUAUUCAUUUAAUACUGGUCAGAAUAUUCAGCACUUGGUUGCAUCUAUGGUUCCCAGGUAUCCCAAACAUUCCAAUUUUCGCUCCAGGCGAUUAAGCGCCAGGGAGCUCAAUAUGCUGAAGCGUAAAGCAAAAAGCAAUGCAAAAGAUCAUACAAAGGCUGUACCCGAGGAUGAUGACGUUGUGCCAAAAAGUUCUGGACCGUCUAACGGGGCCUCUUCUGAUCAAGAUACAGUUGAUGCAAUCACAGAUGAGGACAAUCUGGAGUACAGUGAGAAUGGGAGAUGGCCUUUUCAACAGUUUGUAGAUCAACUUAUUCAUGACAUGUUUGACCCUAUUUGGGAAGUUCGCCAUGGCACCAUUAUGGCUUUGAGGGAAAUUUUGACGCAUCAAGGUGCUUGUGCUGGAGUAUAUUUUCCUGAUCUGAACUCACCUUUCGCUGACCUUGAUGAUAAAAACAAUUUGGACUCCCUGAAAAGAGCACAUGGUAUUGAUCUUAAUGAAGACAUUGAUUCGGGACAGCUCGAGCCAGUUUUGAAAAGACAAAAGAAAGAGGAGUCUAAUCCAGAGGUUAUGGACAUUCAGUUGGAUAAGGAGCCAAGUAACGGUGAUUAUUCCAAAACAGAGGCAAGUCUGAGUACUGAGCCUACUGUAUCUAGUGGUGAACCAAAUCUUGCUCAUGCAAAGGUUGAAUCACCCUUCCAGGUUGAUGGUUCAGCUAACCCAUCUAAGGUGGAUCCAUAUUGUACACCACCUCACGAAACACUCAACUCCAUGCCCAAACUGAGUUCUACCCAUCUCCCUGAAAAUUCAAAAUUUAUAAAGCUGAUGAAACUAGCGAACUACUCAGCGGUAAAAAAUUGGGAAUUUCUUCAAGACUGUGCAAUUCGUUUCCUUUGUGUACUUUCAUUGGACCGCUUUGGUGAUUAUGUAUCUGAUCAAGUGGUUGCUCCUGUUCGUGAAACUUGUGCUCAAGCUCUUGGUGCAGUUCUGAAGUACAUGCAUCCGACUCUAGUAUGCCAUACACUGAAUAUUUUGCUGCAAAUGCAGCGCAGGCAGGAGUGGGAAGUUCGUCAUGGGAGUCUCCUUGGAAUUAAGUAUUUAGUUGCUGUUCGUCAGGAAAUGCUUAAAGACUUGCUUAAUUAUGUUCUUCAUGCCUGUAAAGCUGGUCUGGAGGAUCCAGAUGAUGAUGUCCGGGCUGUGGCUGCAGAGGCUCUGAUCCCAGCUGCUGCUUCUUUAGUUAGACUAAAUGAUCAAAUGCUACAUUCAAUUGUGAUGUUGCUUUGGGAUAUAUUGCUUGACCUUGAUGAUCUAAGCCCUUCUACAAGCAGUGUGAUGAAUUUGUUAGCUGAGAUAUAUUCUCAACCAGAGAUGGUUCCAAAGAUGCUUGGCACAACAGCCAUAGGUGGAGACAACGAAUUUGAUCUAAACAGUGUAACUCUGGUUGCCGGUGAAGAAAAAAUGGGUUCUAAUGAUAAUCCUUAUGUCUUAGCCGCUCUGACACCCCGAUUGUGGCCUUUUAUGAGACAUAGUAUUACAUCAGUCCGGCGUUCUGCUGUACGAACAUUGGAGAGGCUUCUCGAGGUUGGGAACACCAGGAAUUCAGCUAAACUAUGGCUUGCAUCUAUAUUAGGUGAUGCGCUGCAAGUUGUCUUCCAGAAUCUUCUUUUGGAGUCAAAUGAUGAGAUUAUUCGAUCUUCUGAAAGGGCUUGGAAACUUUUACUUCAGUGCCCUACGGAGGACCUUGAGUCUGCUGCAAGUUCAUAUUUUAGUAAUUGGGUGCAACUUGCCACUACUCCAUAUGGCACAGCAUUGGAUUCUGCAAAAAUGUUUUUGCCAGUUGCACUUCCACGAGGAAGUCGUUCAAGAGCUGCUGCAAAGAUCAAAUCUGCAAGGUUAGAACAUGAAAAUACGAGAAUGAUAUCUUUUGGUUCUACCGGAGAGAACACUUCACAGGAAAAGCAUUCUGAAGCUUCCUUGAGUGUUUCAAAAAUAAUUGUGGGGUCUGAUUCGGACAAAUCUGUUACUCAUACGCGAGUGCUGACGUCAAUGGCCCUUGGUCUGUUUGCCUCUAAGUUGCCAGAGGGGUCGUGGCAAGUUGUUCUUGGUCCACUAGCAAGCGAUCUCAUGUCUCUCUCAGGAGUCCAGAGACAGGUGGCUUCUAUGGUUAUUGUUUCUUGGUUUAAAGACCUCAGAAAAAGUGAUCCUGCUGCGGUGGGUACAUUGCUAGCUUUCUUAUCCUCCCUGAAAGGGUGGAUGUUGGACUUACUGGCUUGCUCUGACCCUUCAUUUCCUACAAAAGAUUCUCCGCUUCCAUAUGCUGAGCUUGCAAGAACAUACAGGAAGAUGCGCAAUGAAGCCAAUAAUUUGUUCCAGUCAAUAGAAUCUUGUGCUCUUCUUAAAGAGUAUACAAGCAACUUAAACUUUGAAGCUGACAUGCUGAGUGUUGAUGAUGCUAUUAACUUCACUUCAAAGCUUUUGUUACCAUCUGAACCUGAUUUUAGUUUGGACAGUGAUAAAAUUGUCUUGAACAAUAUAGAGUCAGCAAAACAAGGUCUAUUGUCUACGUCAGGCUACUUGAAAUGUGUUCAGAAUAAUUUGCAUGUGACAGUUUCCUCUUUAGUGGCCUCUGCUGUAGUCUGGAUGGCAGGGCUGCCUAGUAAGUUGAACCCAGUCAUUUUGCCUUUAAUGGCUGCUGUAAAAAGGGAACAGGAGGAAAUACUUCAGGACAAAGCUGCAGAUGCACUUGCUGAGCUCAUUUUUAGUUGUGUUGGCCGCAAACCUGGCCCAAACGACAAACUAACAAAGAACCUCUGCACGUUAACAUGCACUGAUGCAAGUGAGACACCUCAAGCUGCAGUUAUAAACUCAAUUCAGGUUAUUGAGGACCAAAACUUGCUGUCGAUUGGUAAGCGUUUUAGCAAUCACAAAUCCAGGGGCCAGAUGACUUCCGGUGGUGAAUCGAAGUCGGAGGGUUUUAUAAGCCGGCGUGGAUCGGAGUUGGCUUUUAAGCAUCUUUGUGAGAAAUUUGGAGCAUCCUUAUUUGAAAAGCUUCCCAAGUUAUGGGAUUGCCUUACGGAGUUUCUUAAACCCGUCAAGACUGGAGAUGAUCUUAUGAAAGAAGAUCCAAGUAUUGCGCAGUUAGGAAGAUCUUGUGAGGACAAGGAACCGCAGUCCCUUAUAAAUAAUAUCCAGGUUGUUCGUUCGGUUACACCUCAUUUGGCUGAGCCCUUGAGGCCUCAAUUGCUAAGUCUCCUUCCCUGUAUUCUUGGUUGUGUGCGCCAUCCUCAUGUCGCUGUCAGGUUAGCUGCUGCAAGGUGCAUCACAUCAAUGGCAAAAUCAUUGACUGCUAAUGUAAUGGUAAUUGUGAUAGAAAAUGUCAUACCGAUGUUGUCAGAUUCAUCUUCUGUCUGUGCAAGGCAAGGAGCUGGGAUGCUUUUGAGCCUUCUUGUUCAGGGUUUGGCUGUGGAGUUGGUUCCUUAUGCUCCUUUCCUUGUUGUUCCUCUUCUAAGGUGUAUGAGUGAUCCUGAUGGUUCUGUUAGACAGACUGUAACUCACAGUUUUGCUGCUCUGGUUCCUUUGUUGCCAUUAGCAAAAGGUUCUUUGUUACCGGAUGGACUGAGUGAACGCUUAUCUAGCAGUGCAGAAGAUGCGCAGUUUCUAGAGCAGCUCCUCGACAACUCCCAAAUUGAUGAUUACAAGCUCAGCAUUGAUCUCAGUGUUGAACUGCGAAGGUACCAGCAAGAAGGAAUUAACUGGCUAGCAUUCCUUAGACGGUUCAAGUUACAUGGAAUUUUAUGUGAUGACAUGGGUCUUGGCAAAACACUCCAGGCGUCUGCUAUUGUAGCAGCUGAUAUUGCUGAGUCACGUGCACGGAAUGAUGAGCAAGAUCCGAAAUCUUUGAUUAUCUGCCCUUCUACAUUAGUAGCACACUGGGAAUAUGAAAUAGAGAAGUACAUAGACAGCUCUAUCAUGAAACCUCUUCAGUACAUCGGUUCAUCACAAGAUAGGAUUAUCCUCCGUUCUCAGUUUGAUAAGUUCAACGUAAUCAUAACGUCAUAUGAUAUUAUACGCAAGGAUAUUGAUUUUCUUGAGAAUGUCUUUUGGAACUAUUGUGUGCUGGAUGAGGGGCACAUAAUAAAGAACUCAAGAUCUAAAAUAACAUCUGCUGUGAAACAAUUGAAAGCACAACACCGUCUUAUCCUCAGCGGUACUCCAAUUCAGAAUAAUGUAUUGGAGCUCUGGUCUCUAUUUGACUUUCUUAUGCCUGGAUUUCUUGGGACAGAAAAACAGUUCCAAGCUACAUAUGGAAAACCAUUGCUAGCAGCAAAAGAUCCAAAAUGUUCAGCAAAGGAUGCUGAAGCUGGCAUUCUUGCUAUGGAGGCACUGCAUAAACAGGUCAUGCCGUUUCUACUUAGAAGAACAAAGGAUGAAGUUUUAUCUGAUCUUCCUGAGAAGAUUAUCCAGGAUAGAUAUUGCAAUCUCAGUCUAUUGCAGCUCAAACUUUAUGACAAAUUCUCCAACUCCAAUGCCAAACAAGAGAUUUCCACUAUAGUAAAAGAAAAUGAAUUAGAUCAAUCCACUUCUCAACCAAAGGCAACUCGUCAUGUGUUUCAGGCACUGCAAUAUCUAUUAAAACUUUGUAGCCAUCCUUUACUUGUAACUGGGGAAAGCCCACCUGAUUAUCUUGUGGACCUUCUAAAGGAAAUCGGUAUGGGAACUGGUGAUGAGCUUCAUGACCUACACCAUUCCCCUAAACUUGUUGCUCUCCAAGAGAUACUUCAGGAGUGUGGUAUAGGGUCAGAAAUAUCAAGCCCUGAUGCUUCUGCAGCUAUUGGGCAACACAGAGUUUUGAUUUUUGCUCAACACAAGGCUUUGCUUGACAUUAUUGAGAAGGACCUGUUUCAAUCCCAUAUGAGAAGCGUUACAUAUUUACGGUUGGACGGCUCUGUUGAACCAGAGAAGCGAUUUGAAAUUGUGAAGGCAUUCAACUCAGAUCCAACCAUUGAUGUGCUCCUAUUAACAACUCAUGUCGGUGGGCUUGGAUUGAAUUUGACAUCUGCUGACACAUUGGUCUUUAUGGAACAUGAUUGGAACCCAAUGAAGGAUCUUCAGGCAAUGGACAGAGCACACCGUCUGGGUCAAAGGAAAGUGGUAAACGUGCACCGUCUCAUCAUGCGCGGUACCCUGGAAGAGAAGGUGAUGAGUCUUCAAAGGUUCAAGGUGUCGGUGGCCAAUGCGGUCAUCAAUGCUGAGAACGCCAGCCUGAAGACAAUGAACACUGACCAACUGCUUGAUCUGUUUGCUUCGACGCCUGCUUCCAGAAAAGCGUCUGUACUCCCAAGCAGUUCGGGUGGUGAUCAGAGUAAAGAUUCCAAGGGGAAAUCUGGUGGGAAGGGUUUGAAGUCCAUUCUGAAUGGUCUGGACGAGCUAUGGGAUCAGUCUCAGUAUGCAGACGAGUACGAUCUCAACCAGUUCUUGGCGAAGCUCAACGGCUGAACACACGAUCACCGGUCCUGUACAGUGUAAAGCGAAUUGGGGCGUGUGAUGAACAGGUUGGCAGAUUUUGUUGGCAACCACAGGAGUCAGAAAUUUUUUUGUUGUUUCAUACGGAAGAAGGGAAAAAAAAAGGAAGAUCGCAAGAUCUAGAGCAAUGUGGCUAACAUAUAGGUGCUUGAGAUGGUGAUCUCAAAUUUUUGUCUUUUGAGCUUUUGGUUAGGAGGGUUUAGAGAGAGAUAGAGCUAGUCUUGAGAGGAGUUGUAUAUACUAUCUGCUCAUUAUAAUAAUUAAUCAAAGGCUGCAGCUCCUUGUAAAUUUUGCCUUGAGUUGCUUAC